AAUUAAUUUUCAUAUUCCAUUUAUUUUUGCAGCUUCUUGAUUUGAAGUGUGUUCUCACAAAGACACAAUAAAUUUGAUUGUCAACAAUGGCUAAUGGCUGUGAGAAGAGACGUUUCCUUGAUGAUGAAAUGUCAAGGUUUGAAGCGGAAAUUUUAGGUUCUCCUCCUGAGUCAAAUAUUGAUUCUGAUGACAGGCACGAGGAAUUCAAAAACAGAGGAAAAGAGCCAGGGACAAAGUCUUCGUUGCCUCCGCUGCCUCCACCUCCCAGACCUCCUACUCUGGGGCGACCCCGGCCUCCCCCUCCUGUGGGCCAGACUCCCAACCCUGAUGGAAGUGUUCCUGACCAUAUGCAGGGAGGACCAAGACCUCCAUUUGUAGGGCCUUGUGGCCCAAGGCCUCUUGGUGCUGCCCCUAAUAUGGCCCCUCUAAGACAUCAAGGCCCGCCUCAUCGUCCCUUUGGGCCUAAUGCCCCCCCAGAUCAAUAUGGCCCGUCUGGCCCUCAGCAUUAUGGCCCCCCUCAACAAUAUUCUAAUGGCCCAGGCCCAUACAGACCUUAUGGGCCUCAAGGCCCUAAUGAUUACAACAUGCAAGGAUCUAAUGGACCCUACAUGGCUCGAGGUCCUCAAGCUGUAGGGCCUCACACACCUCAUGGUCCUCCCCCUCCCAUGGCCCCACGCAUGUCCCCAGCAUUUGUCCCCCCUCAGCUCAUGAGGCCACCAAACCUCCGGCCACCGCCACCACCGCCCCCUGCCCACCUGCUUAGACAGCCCCUCCUAGCUCCUCCUUCAGGCGCUCAUAGUGUCGUCACUGCGCUGCCUACAGCGCCUCCUCCGUUAGUAGAUGCCUUUUCCUUUGACGGGAAGGGCGCUUAA
Messenger RNA from Hyalella azteca, 872 nucleotides. Its product is annotated as proline-rich proteoglycan 2. The coding region runs from base 87 to 872 and encodes 261 amino acids. The record is from RefSeq and is a predicted model, not a curated record. NCBI's taxonomy places the organism in Eukaryota, Metazoa, Arthropoda, Malacostraca, Amphipoda, Hyalellidae. The transcript has 4 exons.